AUGGCGGCCGCGACGACAACGACCCUGGACAACGAGCACCGUCCGCUGCUCCCACGCCACGAGGACGACGCACACAGCAGCAGUAGCCGGCAAUCCGCCGAGGCAGACGACAACGAAGAAUCGACGAAAAGCAUGGCCUGGGCACGACGGAACCAGUGGAUUGUGCUCGCUGUUGCGAGCGGCGCCUGCGCUGCUUUCAAUGGCGUGUUUGCGAAGCUGACCACGACUGAUCUCACAACAAAUAUCUCACAAGCAAUCUCCAACUUCCUUCACCUGCAAAACAUUGAAGGUGCCUUCGAGGUCGUCUUGCGAGCCGUCUUCUUCGGACUCAACCUCGUCUUCAACGGCAUUAUGUGGACUCUCUUCACCAAAGCCCUCGCCAAGGGCCAAUCGACAACGCAGGUCUCCAUCAUGAACACGUCGUCCAACUUCGUCAUCACCGCCAUCCUUGGCUUCGCCAUCUUCUCUGAGACCCUGCCGCCGCUGUGGUGGGUCGGCGCCGCCAUGCUUGUCGCCGGGAAUGUCAUUAUUGGCCGUAAGGACGAGGAGGCCGACAAGCCCGGAGGCGACUAUGUGCCGGUACCCCAGCAGCCCGGCCUCGCCACUGUGCCCCUGGACGGUCCUGAUGAGGACAAGGACUCUGAGGACGAGGAUAUUGUUGAUUUAGGAGACUUGAACUCGCCGGAGCACCGGGAUUGA
Messenger RNA from Colletotrichum spaethianum, 699 nucleotides. RefSeq names its product transmembrane protein 53. Bases 1 to 699 code for a protein of 232 amino acids. NCBI's taxonomy places the organism in Eukaryota, Fungi, Ascomycota, Sordariomycetes, Glomerellales, Glomerellaceae. The record is from RefSeq and is a predicted model, not a curated record. The transcript is spliced from 4 exons.